GCUCGGGGGUCACGAUGGGCAGCAAGAUGGCUUCUGCCAGCAGUGUUGUGCAGGUAGUGAAGCCACAUACUCCAUUAAUAAGGUUCCCUGACAGAAGAGACAAUCCUAAACUCAGUGCCUCAGACGUUUUGAGAUUGGCUGGGCUACCCUCCCACUCUUCUGUAAUUUCACAGCAUUCUAAAGGAAGCAAAUCCCCAGAUCUGCUGAUGCAUCCGGGGCCACCAGACACUGCAGAAAUACAAAAAACAUUACCUCAGAAGUACAGAAGGAAACCUAUAUCUCAGGAAGAAAUGGACUUCAUCCAGCGUGGAGGGCCAGAAUGA
This is a messenger RNA of Microtus oregoni (creeping vole), 323 nucleotides long. Its product is annotated as 28S ribosomal protein S36, mitochondrial-like. Bases 15 to 323 code for a protein of 102 amino acids. The record is from RefSeq and is a predicted model, not a curated record. Lineage: Eukaryota; Metazoa; Chordata; Mammalia; Rodentia; Cricetidae. The transcript has a single exon. Gene Ontology annotation, biological process: 2-oxoglutarate metabolic process.